GACUGCAUUAGGGUCACUCGCUCUGCACCACGCGCUCAUUUCAAAACGCCCGUCUUUCCACUUUCGUGAUCGAGGGGGAUUUUACAGACCAUUCAACCUGCGGAGCCACAUUUGCAUAAAUCAGGUAAAAAUAUGGAGCUGUCCGCUCUGAUUUCUCCACUGGUAGUGAGGUUUAAUGUUUGAGGGCUAAUACUGACCACAGAAGCCACACUAACGCCAAGUUAAUCCGUAAAACUGUAAAGACUCGCUUCGCCAUUCUGCUCGGAAAUGAUUCGAGACUCAGUUUGAAGCGCUGUCGCCCUUUUACAUUGUGUGUAGGUAAUUGCUGAGGAAUAAGCAGGAGAUAAGCGACCCACUGCACAGCCCCCCUAAAAGUGCAGACGGUAAUUACUUCAGAGCUGGAAGUCUUCAGUUGGUUUUGUGACUUUUAUGGCACCGAGGCGCGUUUGACGCAUUCUUUAGUAAGAUGCCCCCUCCCCCCCCGCCUCCUUCCUCCUGUCCCUUUUAGCGGCGAAAUUAUCAAUACAAUACAAAUGGGGAAAGGAAAGGCACAGACGUUUCCCCUUUUACAACCAAGAAAAGCCCGAGGAAACGAAAAGAAAACAGAUAUUUCACACAAAAUAAUGAAAUGAUCUCCCUGUUCAAACUUCCUCAGUGGAGCUCUUUGACUGAAGUGUAAAUAAGCCAAUUUAGUGAAAUAUAUAUUAACCACUUUAUACUGUAAAUGCCCAUGAUGCCUGCUGUGGCGUAACGUUGGCGAUUUAACCGGCAAAUAUAUUCAAUGUUAAGUAGCUUUAAGCUCUUAUCAUCAGGACAGCUAUGCCAUGCACAGUCCACUGUUUUAAUCUAAAAACAUAAACAUAUCAUCUUUAAAAUGUCAUGCCAAGCAAGACAUGGUGCGCAAUAAUCUGGACAGGCAGUUCGAUGAGGUGAAUUCGUGCAUAAAACUCCAAUAUUCCCACAAACUCACUCACUGAGCAUGUUGUUUGCCUCCCUCUCUGACUUAUGACGCAUUUGACGCAUUGAUUGUUGUACAUUUAGGUCAUAUUUCCCUCCUUAUCCAAAAGAGAGAGCGAGAGAGACCGAGAGAGAGAGAGAGAGAGAGAGAGAGAGAGAGAGAGAGAGAGAGAGAGAGACUGUUUUCCUUAAACAUUAUCAACUGAAACCAGUGGGAUAUGAAGCUACAAGCUACAUAUUCCCCUCGUACACAGCGCUCUCAAUUGGUGGAGAGUGGUCAGGUGACGUUGUCAUAUUGUCCUUCCUUGAGCCAAGCCUUGGCUAUAACACUUGGUUUGCGCGUCUUAACCGGAGACUAGAAAUUAAUAUUAUUGAAAUCCCGCUUGAACUUCAUUUGAAAGCGAGUUUGGAAGGCAGGAAGGAGAAGCGCGGUGUGUUGUGUUGUGAGAGUGAGAGUGUGUGUGUAUGUGAGAGUGUGUGUGUGUGUGUAUGCAUGGGCGAGGGACACACACACACACUUAGGCGCGCAGAGAGGAAAGCGUGAGAGAGCCUGGGAAAAGGUGGGAAAUAAGAAAGAAGGUAGAGUUGAGGAGAGGGCGAUAGGGGGGGAAACAAACGACAAAACAAAACCGGCAUGAAUUCGUAUUUCGCGAACCCGUCGCUCUCGUGCCAUUUAUCCGGUGGCCAAGAGGUUUUGCCCAACAUGCCACUGAACACGAGCACCUAUGAUCCGGUCAGACAUUUCUCGUCUUACGGCUCCACGGUGACCCAGAACCGGAUUUACGCGUCCCCUUUCUACUCCCCCCAAGACAACGUGGUGUUCGGGUCAAGCCGGGGACCCUACGAGUACGGAUCUAACGUGUUCCUCCAGGACAAGGACGUGCUCCCCAGCUGCAGGCAAACGAGCAUGGGACUCAAUGCGCAGAGCCACGUUGCUCAGGACUACAGCCUGGAACAAGCUCGAGGCGGGACGCAGGAGCAGAAGGGAAACAUCCAGAUCUACCCGUGGAUGCAGCGCAUGAACUCGCACAGCGGAGUUGGGUACGGCUCAGACAGAAGGAGAGGUCGACAGAUUUACUCCCGAUACCAGACCCUGGAGCUGGAAAAGGAAUUCCACUUCAAUCGCUAUUUGACCAGACGCAGACGGAUUGAGAUCGCCAACGCUCUUUGCUUAACAGAGCGCCAGAUCAAAAUCUGGUUCCAGAACCGCCGCAUGAAAUGGAAGAAAGAGACCAACCUAACUUCGACUGUAACCGGAACCGACUCGGGGCCAACACAGGAGGCAGAGAAACAGAGUGUUCAGGAGAAGACAGAAGAAGUGGAAAAGAAUGACUAAUAAUACGUUUCUAUGUUUUGUAUUUUAAUCCUAAACGCCUGUUAAACUGCAACGUAACUACCUAAACUUCUCAGAAAUGCAAUUGUAACUGCAUGGACUGUAUAUUCUGCUAUACCCUUUCCCUUUUCCCUAUCAAUACCACACAAAUACUCACUUAGAGUAGAGAGAGAGAGAGAGAGAGAGAGAGAGAGAGAGAGAGAGAGAGAGAGAGAGUAUACCCAGCGUUAUGCAAUUCACACCUCUUUGUAUUGCCUUGUUUUUUGGCAGUGUGGAUAAACAAAUAAAAGAAAGUCACCAAUACAUGCUAUUUGUGUGGUACCCAGCCCUAGUAUUAUCGUGUUUCUAUAGCCUUGUAGACAGUUACUCUAUGAAAUGAACUGUGCGCUAAUUGGAUCAGUGGGCUAUGCUUUUGUUUUCUCACUGAUACAGUUUGCAAAAAAUGUACCAUCAGCAUUUCAAAUGUGAAGGAAAAAAUAUAGUCUAUGCACAUGUUGUGUUGUUUUGUUCUCGCUCAUUUGUACAAAAGCACCAGCAUUGACGGGAUGAACCGUACUACCUAAACUCUUCUAACUUUUUGUGUUCAUUUCAUUCGCCUAUAUCCCGUCAGUGCAUGGAUGUGCAAAGCGCCGCUGUACUGGCUAAAUAUGUACUGUUCAGUGAAUUUAAUAAAAUAAAACAAAAUAAAAAACUCUUAUAGCCAUCAUUAUAAUGUCUUAAAGCGAAUAAAUCAGCUAUGAAAAUGUAAAAAAAGAAAAAGAAAAAAGCAAAAAAAAAAAUACCUUGGUUCGCAAUUACAAGUCUAUUG
This is a messenger RNA of Colossoma macropomum (tambaqui), 3098 nucleotides long. It is a transcript of the gene hoxc6a, whose product is annotated as homeobox C6a. Gene Ontology annotation, cellular component: nucleus. NCBI's taxonomy places the organism in Eukaryota, Metazoa, Chordata, Actinopteri, Characiformes, Serrasalmidae. The transcript has 2 exons. Gene Ontology annotation, molecular function: DNA-binding transcription factor activity, RNA polymerase II-specific; RNA polymerase II cis-regulatory region sequence-specific DNA binding. The record is from RefSeq and is a predicted model, not a curated record. Gene Ontology annotation, biological process: regulation of transcription by RNA polymerase II; anterior/posterior pattern specification. The coding region runs from base 1592 to 2293 and encodes 233 amino acids.